AAUUGAAAAUCGUCACAGCAAAAUGGCUCAAAGUGUCAAACUACUGAAAAUUCGUAAUAAAGUUGUAAAAAACGCCGUAAAAAUAUUGUAAAAUCAUCAGAAAGGUGUUGAAAAAGUGAGCUUAGCCGUUAGUGUAUUGAAAAGUAGUGGAGUUCCAUUUGGAAAAGCAAAACCUGGCUUGGGAAGUGCAUUUUUAACUUGCGCUACCAGCAGUGUAGUAGUGGGCAAAACAUUGGCACCGUCAUUUAUUUUAACCAAUCAAAACGCCAUCUGUGUGUCAAGUUUGUGAUAAGCCGGGCACCAAAUUUGUUUUGAAAUAUUUUGCUUUUUUGUUGAGUUAGUGGAUUAGUGUUUUGAUUACGAUCAUGUCGAACGUAGUGCUACAAUUUGUUGCAGGCUUGAAAAGCCGGAACAAAGAUGCACAGAACAAAACGGCUCAGGAUUUGUCGCUCUAUGUUAAGACGGAACUGAGGGAGAUUCCGCAGGAUGAUUUGUUAGCCUUUUUCGAGGACUUCAAUCAGCAUAUUUUUGAAAUGCUGUCCAGUGCAGAUAUAAACGACAAAAAAGGUGGCGUUUUGGCCAUCAAUUGCCUUAUAAGUGGCGAUGUUGUCAACACUACGACUCAAAUAUCCAGAUAUUCCAAUAAUUUGAGAAAUUUGUUACCCUCGAGCGAUAUUUCUGUAAUGGAACUAGCGGCAAAGGUGUUGGUAAAGCUGGCGCUCUUACCUGGAUCCAAAGGUGCAGAAUCAUUUGAGUUUGAUAUUAAGCGUGCCUUCGAAUGGCUUAUGGAAGAACGCACUGAGGGAAAACGCCACGCCGCCGUAUUGGUGUUGCGCGAGUUGGCAGUGGCCAUGCCGACGUUCUUCUACCAACAGGUUGGAAGUUUUUUCGACCACAUAUUCGUUGCUAUAAAAGAUCCCAAACCGAUGAUCCGUGAAGGAGCUGGUCAAGCUCUGCGAGCUGUUUUGAUCGUCACUUCGCAGAGGGAAGGAACUAAACAGAAUAAUAACCCUCAGUGGUACAACCACUGCUAUGACAAUGCCAUGGACUGCUUUAAAGAGCUUCCUUCUCGCGAGAAAGGUUUUUACCGAGAUGAUCGUAUUCAUGGGGCAAUAAUUGUAUUCAACGAAAUUUUACGUUGCUCAAAUGCAUCCUGGGAGAGAAAGUACAUGCAGUUGGAAAGCUUGAACGCUGAUCGCAGGUCACGUCACGCAGAAGAAGGACAUAGCAUAUUCCCUAGGAUUCGUGUUCCUUUCAUGGAGAAGCUAAGUGGAGGUCACAAUUCGAGUUCUUCUCGUUGCAGUGAUGGCAGUGACGUCAAAUUCUUCCGCCAAAAUAGUUCAAUCCAGGAGUCAGUUAUUUGUCGUACACUGGUGACUGACAAUUACGAUCUUAUUUGUCAGAAAAUGCUGGAGCAGCGUAAUUCCAAAUCUUCUUAUGUGAUACAGUCAUUGCUUACUAUUUUACCAAGAUUGGCAGGAUUCAAUCGUACAGAAUUUGUUAAAAACCACUUGAAAACUGUGGUAAACUAUCUUAUUUUGACGAUGAAGAGUAAGGAAAAGGAACGAAACCAUGCUUUCGUUACGCUCGGUUACAUAGCAGUUGCGGUUAAGCACGACAUUGCGCCGUUCCGGAUCAGGAUUGUCGAAGUCGUCACGGCGGCUCUACCUCCCAAGGAAACUCCUAGCAAGAAGAAAGUGUGCGUCGAUCCGUCGGUGUUUAUGUGCAUCACUCUUUUGGGUCAUGCUUUAAAAAGUGCAAUUACAACCGAUGUCAAGGGUUGGAUCCUUCCGAUGCUCUCAACGGGAUUAAGUACCGGGCUUACGGUUUGCCUGCACGAGUUAAGUGAAAAUAUUCCCCAGCUAAGGCAGGAAAUAUCCAGCGGAUUGUUGAAAAUUUUAUCCUGCGUGCUUAUGAACAAGCCGCUUCCUCAGUUCAUACCCGGUCGACCACAAGGUGCAAUGAAUACAAGUUUGUUUGAGCAACAAAUUCAAGACACUCCCACCACAGUGUUGGCUCUCCGUACUCUUGGGACGUUUAAUUUCGAAGGACACAGCUUGCUGCCGUUUGUGCAGCGCUGUGCUGAUUACUUCCUGCUCAGUGAACAGCAGGAAAUUCGAAUCGAAGCGGUGCAGACAUGCACUCUGUUGCUUAAAUUAGCUCUGCAGUCAGUCGAUUCCACCGACGGGUCAGAAACGCUGACCCAAACUGUUGGUAGUGUCCUGGAGACGAUUCUAAUGGUGGGAAUCACCGAUGUCGAUCCAAAUGUGCGCCUGAGAGUACUGAAAUCCUUGGACGAUAGCUUCGAUUCGCAGCUGGCUCAACCUUGGUUUUUGAGUUCGCUUUUAAUCACGAUGUACGAUGAAGUUUUCGAGAUAAGAGAAUUGGCGAUCAUCAUAAUUGGAAGACUGUCAUCCAUCAAUCCGGCAUAUGUGAUGCCAAGUUUGCGAAGAACAAUGGUGCAAAUAUUGACGGAAUUGGAGCAUUCCGGUAUGAGUAGAAAUAAAGAGCAGAGCGCCAGGAUGUUGGAUCAUUUGAUCGUCAGUACGCCGAAGCUGAUAUCUUCCUAUAUGAGACCGAUCUUGUCCAUUCUAGUACCAAAGUUAAAAGAGCCGGAAUCUAAUCCUGGGGUUGUGUUGAACGUGUUAAGAGCAAUAGGCGACCUUGCUGAGGUGAAUGGAGGGCAAAAAGUUCUGGAGAAAUGGUCCGAUGAGUUGCUUUCUACACUGUUGGAAAUGCUUAGCGAUGCCGGAUCGACUGAGAAAAGAGGAGUGGCUUUAUGGACUCUUGGCCAAUUAGUCAGCGCCACAGGACAAGCAGUCAAGCCAUACCACAAAUAUCCUAAUUUAAUAGAUAUAUUGAUUAACUUCUUGAAAACCGAGCAACAACCGUAUGUUAGACGGGAAACAAUCAGAGUACUUGGACUGCUUGGAGCUUUGGAUCCAUAUAAGCACAAAAUGAACCGUGGCCUGAUCGACAGCCAAACAGACAACAUACUUAUUUCAAUUUCCGAUACUAAAACGGACGAGUACACUGAUCUGUCCACCUCGGAAAUGUUGAUAAACAUGAAUAAUCAACUGGAAGAGUACUAUCCGGCAGUGGCUAUUUCAACGUUGAUGAAAAUCCUUCGUGAUCCCACAUUGUCCUCACACCACAUCAGUGUUGUACAAGCGAUUACCUUCAUCUUCAAAAGUCUUGGCAUCAAGUGUGUUCCGUACUUGUCACAAGUUUUACCCAGCCUUCUCGGAAAUAUUCGUAAUGCCGAAAUGAAUCUAAAGGAGUUCCUGUUCCAGCAGCUUUCAGUUCUGAUCGAGAUAGUUAAGCAGCACAUCAUUAGCUUCAUGGAAGAAAUCUUUCAACUAAUUAAGACAUUUUGGAAUAGCAUCUAUCCUCUGCAACCAACUCUUAUCAACUUGGUGGAAAAAAUUGCUAUCGCUCUGGGAUGUGAAUUUAAAAUCUAUCUCCCUCAACUAAUGCCCCAGAUAUUGCGGGUUCUACUCCUCGACACAUCUACAAACAGAAUCGUUACCGUCAAGCUUCUAACCGCACUGCAAAAAUUCGGAAACAACCUGGACGACUAUCUUCAUCUCAUCAUCCCAGCCAUCGUCAAAUUGUUCGAACCAAUCGAAGUUCCCUACCAAGUAUCCCUCGCAGCACUGGAAACCAUCAACUAUCUGGCGGAAAUCCUUGAUUUCACCGAUUUCUCUUCGCGUAUAAUACACCCGCUGGUACGCGUCCUUGACAACCAUCCAGGGCAGCUGCAAACAGCAGCGCUACAAACACUUUGCUCAAUAAUGAUCCAAUUAGGCAAGAAAUAUCUUGUUUUCGUUCCUCUAGUCAACCGCGUCAUGAUCCGACACAAAAUAUCCUACACCGAGUACAACAAACUACUCUCCAAGUUGCAGAGCCAAAGCACCCUUGCGCUGGACGACGAAUUCCGCCUUCGUCAAGCUCGUUUCAAAAACCGCGAAAUGUCCCUCGCUGGAGACACUACGAUCCGUAAGCUGAAUGUCUCGACGGCUGAUCUACAGCUGGCCUUCAAAGCCAAUCGUCGUGUGUCGCGUGACGAUUGGCUCGAGUGGCUCCGUCGGUUGAGCAUUGGCUUGCUCAAAGAAUCCAAGAGCCCAGCGCUACGAUCCUGUCGUACACUCGCUCAAAAUUAUCCACAACUAUUAAAAGACUUGUUCAACGCUGCAUUCGUUAGUUGUUGGACGGAUUUGCCCGAUAGUCUCAAAGAGGAACUGUCGUCCAGCUUACGACAGGCACUGAUGAUCCCAGACCUUCCGGAGAUUACGCAGACCAUACUGAACUUGGCCGAAUUCAUGGAGCACUGCGAAAAUGACGCACUGAGGAUUGAUCCGAAAAUUUUAGGGAUACGUGCAAUGGAAUGCCGAGCUUAUGCCAAGGCAUUGCAUUACAAGGAGGAAGAAUUCCUUAACAUGAAAGAUCCGAAUCAAAGCGUGUUUGAAUCGUUGAUCCUAAUCAACAACAAACUACAGCAAAAGGAGGCUGCUGAAGGUCUGCUGGAGUAUGCAAUGGAACACAGAAGCUCUUCCGAAGAGAUGAAGGUUCAAGUUAGGUGGUAUGAAAAGUUGCACAGCUGGGAGAAAGCGUUGAACCUGUAUCAGGAGAAAUUGGAUAGCAACCCCAGCGAUUUAGAAUCCAGGCUGGGACAAUGGCGAUGUUUGGAAGCUCUAGGAGAAUGGUCAACAUUGAACACACUAACCAAAGACACGUGGGAAUCGUUGGGAAAAGUGGGGCAGAUCAAAGCUGGUAGACUCGCAGCAGCUGCCGCUUGGGGCUUGAAGGAUUGGAAAGGAAUGCAGGAGUUUGUCAAGUUUAUUCCAGUGGAUACGCAGGACGGUUCAUUUUAUCGCGCUGUGCUGUCGGUGCAUCAUGGCGAAUAUGAACUAGCUCAGACGUUGAUUGACGACACGAGGGAUCUUUUGGACACGGAGUUGACCGCAAUGGCAGGCGAAUCAUAUGAACGGGCCUAUGGAGCAAUGGUUUGUGUGCAGAUGCUUUCGGAGCUCGAAGAAGUCAUACAGUACAAGCUUAUUCCUGAACGACAAGCCACCAUCAAAGCAAUGUGGUGGGAUCGUUUGCUCGGAGGUCAACGUCUAGUUGAGGACUGGCAAAGGAUCUUGCAGGUGCAUUCUCUAGUUGUGCACCCAGGCGAUGACGUCAAAACGUGGCUAAAAUUCGCUUCUCUGUGCCGUAAGAGCGAUUCAUUGAAACUUUCCGAGAAAACCAUUCUCAUGUUGCUGCAAUACAAUUCUCCAGAAUAUCCGGAUAAUCCAAUGUACAUUUCGAAACCGGAUAUCAGUUUUGCCUAUGCUAAACAUCUGUGGGCAGCAGGCGAACAAGAAAAAGCUUACAAUCAAUUAAACCGAUUGGUUUCCGACUUGGGCAUUGAUGGAAAUUUUGAAGCUGAAGAAAAAGACGAAAACAGACGCCUUCUGGCGCGUUGCUAUAUGAAGCUGGGGCAAUGGCAGAACCAACUUCAAGGCCUCAACGAACAAUCCAUCAAAGGAAUUUUGGCCUGUUACGAAAAGGCUACCAAGCAUGACUCUAAUUGGUACAAGGCUUGGCACCUGUGGGCCUACAUGAAUUUUGAGGUGGUUCAGAACCAGAAGCAACAGGAGGACCUUAUCAAAAAUCCCGGUGGAGACAAGGAAAAGUGUAUGAUUCGGCAAUAUGCAGUGCCGGCGGUUGAAGGUUUCUUCCGCUCAAUCAACCUGUCGCAUGGAAACUCACUACAAGACACGCUCCGUUUGCUAACACUCUGGUUCGAAUACGGACAGUAUCCGAAAGUGUAUGAAGCCCUCGUAGAGGGUAUGCGCGUUAUCGAGAUCAACACAUGGUUGCAGGUGAUUCCGCAGCUAAUUGCCCGUAUUGACACUCCUCGCAAUCUGGUUGGACAAUUAAUUCAUCAACUGCUCAAUGAUAUCGGAAAGUGUCACCCGCAGGCCCUCGUCUAUCCGCUGACAGUUGCUUCUAACUCGGCAUCCAGUGCACGUCGGCAGGCCGCUCACAAAAUUCUCGGUUCCAUGGGCGAACAUUCGUCCAAUCUGGUCAACCAGGCGAUCAUGUGCAGCGAGGAGCUGAUUCGAGUUGCCAUCCUGUGGCAUGAACAGUGGCACGAGGGCCUGGAGGAAGCAUCUCGUUUGUAUUUCGGCGAUCGCAAUAUCAAAGGUAUGUUCGAAACUUUGGAACCACUUCACCAAAUGCUCCAAAGAGGACCACAAACGCUGAAGGAAACUUCGUUCAACCAAGCCUAUGGUAGGGAUCUUAACGAAGCGCAGGAGUGGUGCAAACACUAUAAGAACUCCGGCAACAUACGCGAUCUGAACCAAGCAUGGGAUCUGUAUUAUCACGUGUUCCGUCGAAUUUCUCGACAACUGCCGCAGCUCACCUCGCUCGAGCUGCAAUAUGUCAGUCCGAAAUUGUUGGCCUGUCGCGACCAGGAACUGGCCGUACCGGGAAGCUAUGCCCCCGGUCAGGAGCUGAUUCGCAUUGCUAGCAUCCAAUCGAACCUCCAGGUGAUCACUUCGAAGCAGAGGCCUCGGAAACUUUGCAUCCGUGGCUCCAAUGGAAAGGAGUACAUGUUCUUGUUGAAGGGUCACGAAGAUUUGCGCCAAGACGAACGCGUGAUGCAGCUCUUCGGAUUGGUUAACACCUUACUGUUGAACGAUCCGGACACGUUCAGGAGAAACCUAACGAUUCAACGCUACGCAGUCAUUCCAUUGAGUACGAACUCCGGUUUGAUUGGGUGGGUGCCACACUGUGAUACGCUGCACACGCUAAUUCGGGACUAUCGUGACAAGAAAAAGACCAUGUUGAAUAUCGAACACAGGAUUAUGCUACGGAUGGCGCCUGAUUACGACCAUCUGACGUUAAUGCAAAAGGUCGAGGUCUUUGAGUAUGCGUUGGAUCUCACCAAAGGAGACGAUCUGGCCAAGUUGCUGUGGUUGAAGAGCCCCUCGUCGGAGGUUUGGUUUGAUCGAAGAACUAACUAUACCCGGUCAUUGGCGGUCAUGUCGAUGGUUGGUUACAUCCUGGGGCUUGGUGACAGGCAUCCGUCAAAUUUGAUGUUGGAUCGCUUGAGUGGUAAAAUUUUGCACAUCGAUUUUGGCGAUUGUUUUGAGGUUGCAAUGACUCGGGAAAAAUUCCCAGAAAAGAUUCCGUUCCGCUUGACGCGUAUGCUAAUCAAUGCGAUGGAAGUAACUGGCAUAGAAGGAACAUACCGUCGGACCUGUGAAAGCGUAAUGCAUGUGCUUCGACGUAACAAAGAUAGCUUAAUGGCCGUGUUGGAAGCUUUUGUGUACGAUCCAUUGCUAAACUGGCGUUUGUUGGAUGCGGAUAAGAACCGUCGAUCAAAAAAUGCCACUGACGUUGACAGCAUAGCGGAGAGCAUGGAGGAGACGCUAGAUCUUCUGGCUAUUAAUGCCAGAAAUUUGAGAAUGAAUGAGGCUAAUGCAAAUGGCGCUGGCGAUGUGGUAGACCAGGGAAGCAACUGUAUCGCAAAUCCAGCAGAAGCUACCAACAACAAAGCCCGGGCUAUUGUUGAUCGAGUGAAGCAGAAACUUACUGGAAAAGAUUUCAACACGGUUGAGCCGGUUCAAAGCCAGAUCGAUCUACUGAUUCGACAGGCGACGAACAAUGAGAACCUCUGCCAGUGCUACAUCGGGUGGUGUCCUUUCUGGUAGAAGCAAAGAGUCUUAUUCGUCGGCUAGUCGCUCUGCAAUACUAAUUGUAAAUAUAAUGCUGUUUACUUUUCUGCCGAACAUGGUGCCUAUAUGUGGGAAUUAUUAUUUUUAAGGUAUUAGGAAUAUUUGGAACUUUAUCAUAUUGAUGGAAAUAUGAAUUUGUGUCAAACGUGACAUAAUAACAAAUUCAAACAAAGUUUAAAUUUGGCCCCAGUAACUAAAUUGACAAUGACUGUAAACUGACAACACAAUACUAUGCAGGAGUCAUUUUAAACCCCUGGCACCAUGCCGCCUAAGCAGCCCACGACUGUGGAGGAUCAGCAGGCUCCGUUAACGGCCUGGCCAGUUAUUUCACCUCCUCCUGGGCCAUGCGUUACUUCGGCACGGGUCGGAGACCUUGGGAUUCGAGGUUAGGGAAGCCAUAUUGUCAGAUUCAGUAUUGAACGAAGAUCGAAGAUGUCGCCAUCUAUCCCUGCUUUCUAAGCUUGCCCUGUCUCGCUCAGUUCCGUUCACCAGCAUGCACUUUGUCUUUUAAAAAUCCACCGUCAGUUCAACUUUGGUUUGAUUGAAGAUUGAAGAUGUACAUUGUCUCCUACAGCCCGGUAUUUAUUUAGUCGAAGCAUUAGUAUCGCUGCAUUAUCAUUUGUCGAUUUCUCCAAAAACCUCAUCUCGUCUAUACCUAUUAAGAAGGGCAACAAAUAAGUCGAAAUAUCCAAAGUAAGUACGAUUAUAAAGCUUACCACUAAAGAUUGUAUUAUGCUUAUAAAUACGAUGAAAUAAAUACCCAAAUCUA
Messenger RNA from Armigeres subalbatus, 8502 nucleotides. It is a transcript of the gene Tor, whose product is annotated as serine/threonine-protein kinase mTor. Gene Ontology annotation, biological process: protein phosphorylation; TOR signaling; negative regulation of macroautophagy. Gene Ontology annotation, molecular function: protein-containing complex binding; protein serine/threonine kinase activity; protein binding. Gene Ontology annotation, cellular component: TORC1 complex; nucleus; TORC2 complex. The coding region runs from base 366 to 7709 and encodes 2447 amino acids. The record is from RefSeq and is a predicted model, not a curated record. The transcript is spliced from 6 exons. Lineage: Eukaryota; Metazoa; Arthropoda; Insecta; Diptera; Culicidae.